GCUAAAAUUGGAAGCUUAACUGACUGAGCCGGGCGUCCCCAUGAAUUCUCAUUUCUAUUUAAAAUUUCUUACAUGUGAACAGUGUUUCGCACUUUACAAAGUGUUUUCGUGUACAGUUUUAUCAUUUGAUGCCCAAGGUGGCCUUCCUGAAGUCGGCAAGGAGGUCUUAAUUUACAAAGCAGCAAAUAGAAAUCGAAAUUGAGGAAGGAUCAGUCAGCUGCAUCCCAGUCCAGAGUUCUUAAUCCUUUUUUUACAGAAGGUUUAGGAGACUUUAAAAUCAGUAAUAACUUAAUGCAACAUAAUUUUUUUUUUUUUUUGACUUGGUAUUUGAUCUCUUACUUGGUCAGAUUUAACUGAGGUUUUGAAGCUCGUUAAUUUGGAUCCCACACCUUGGAGAGGAGGAGCAGGGGUAAGGAAGAAUGUAGCUUCACUACGCCUUUGACGUCAUUUGGAGAUUCGCUUCAGCUCCUGAAGUCUCUUCCCGAGAGGGUGGAUUGAAAUUCAUUACAAGGGCCUGAGAAGAAUGGAGACUGGUCAAAUAGUCACUAACAAGAGCAAGUCAAGCAGCGAAGUGGGGACUUGUUUUCCUGCCUCGUGGCCUCGCCCCUUUCGCAAGGACUGGACUUGUGUUUAUUGAGUUGCAGUGUUUCGCCGACAGUGGGUGCUGCGCCCUGUCUUGUGACAUUGAACGCUAUCUCGUGUCAAAGGAAGUAAGCUGUGAUAUCAUAGAGGAUUCACUUGGAACUCUGCGGGGUGCUGGCUGACGGUGAUGAGAUGCCCACCGAGACAUGAAGAUUUCAGCUGCUGGUCUCAUCCUUGGGAGCCUGGUGUUAGCCUUCUCUCUGCCUUGGGUGGUGGCUUUGCCAAAAACACUGGCCAUCCCUAAGAAGCUGCAAGAAGCCGUGGGGAAGGUGGUUGUCAAUGCCACAACCUGUACUGUCACCUGUGGCCUUGGCUACAAGGAAGAGACAGUCUGCGAGGUGGGCCCUGAUGGUGUGAGAAGAGAGUGUAAAUCUCAGCGCUUGGAAUGUCUGACCAACUGGAUCUGUGGAAUGCUCCAUUUCACCAUUCCCAAAGGGAAGGGAUUUGAGCUCAGCUGUCUGAGUUCAGACAUCCUGGAGAUUGGGCAGGAAGCAUUCCGGUUCACCUGGAGACUUGCCCGGGGUAUCAUCUCUACUGAUGAUGAGAUCUUCAAACCCUUCCGAGCCAGUACCUACUUUGUGAGGUUUCCCUCUGUUCAGGAGUACGACUCUGGGACAUACCGGUGUGAUGUGCAGCUGUUAAAAAACUUGAGACCUGUCAAGAGACUCUAUUUUGGGCUGCGGGUCCUUCCCCCUGACUUGGUGAACCUGAAUUUCCAUCAAUCCCUCACCGAGAAUCAGAAGUUAGUUGAUAAGGGCCUGGAAGUGAAUCUAGACAACCAGUCCGAGCCUCACCGCCCACGGUGGAAGAAGAAGGUGGCUGUAGCCUUGGGAAUAGGAGUUGUCGGUGGAGUGGCUGGUGGUGUAUUGAUGGCCAUUGCUCUGGGCUUUGGGCUGAGGGUGGUCUAUAGAAGUGCUGGCCUUGAGUCCUUAAAAGCCCUGAAGGACUGGCUGCCCAGGACCCUGGACUGGCUGUUUAGGAAGCCAAGCUAGCUCUUCAAAGGAUUGUCUGGCUGAGUGAUUGUGGCUCAGCCAGGAGGGAGGGCUUCCACUGCCAAAAGUGAGUGGGGCCCGGGGACAGGGGCAACACCAUGGUAGCGUGAUGGGCAGUGCUCUGCCUCUCCGUGUCCCAGAUGGAUCUCUUCCUGAUCUUUCCUGCCCACGUGGCACCUCCCCUGUCCCCGGGAAGAAGAUUCUGUCUUCAAGCUCGCAGUCAUUAUCUUUCACAAUUUGAGGCCUCUCUACCUCCAUCCCUUCCUCUGAGUGGUAUAAUCACAUAAAGGAUAUAUUAAUAGCUUGUCUAGUGGAAACCUUUUUUUCCUCUUCAAUAAAAAUAAUUCACAGUGGCUGUGU
Leopardus geoffroyi (Geoffroy's cat) is the source of this 1994-nucleotide messenger RNA. RefSeq names its product transmembrane protein 81 (gene TMEM81). The coding region runs from base 789 to 1634 and encodes 281 amino acids. The transcript has a single exon. The record is from RefSeq and is a predicted model, not a curated record. NCBI's taxonomy places the organism in Eukaryota, Metazoa, Chordata, Mammalia, Carnivora, Felidae.